AUGCCUGAUGAGAUGCUCAUGGUGGUGGAAGGCUAUGAGAAUCUCGUUGCCCUCCAGCGCCGAUCAUGCAUCGUUAUGCCCAACCACUCUUCUGCCCUUGACCCGUUCAUUCUGAAUGGCCACGGUCUGAUUGCGCCCAAGUACAUUUUCAAGCGAUCGCUCAUCCUCCAGUUUCCGCCAAUCUUCCUCUUGGCCUGGGCAUACGGUCACAUCCCGAUCAACAGGUCGAACCGGGAAUCGGCCAUCAAGAGCCUGCACGGCGCCGCCAAGCGGAUCCAGAAGUACAACCGAGCCAUCGGCAUCUUUCCCGAAGGAACGCGCUCCAAGGACGGCCAGUUGCUGCCCUUCAAGCGCGGCGGCUUCCACCUGGCGCGUGAAACCCAGGCAUUUGGACCAGGCGUUCCUAUUGGCCCAGUAUCCAUUGAGGGGGCGCAUGAGCUGUACAGCCCCGCAUCCUACUCUUUCCACCCCGAUGCUGGAACUGUGAGGCUCCGCAUGCUGCCCGCUAUCGAGUGCACGGAGAGCGACACUGUUGACACGUUGGAGAAGAAGGUGCGCGACGCCCUGGAGAAGGCGCAGAAGGAGCGCAAGCCGCUGCCACACACCACGUCAGGCUUGCCUUCGUUCUUCGCCUGCCUGGCCCUCAUCGCGGUGGCCGUGUUCGAGCUCCGCUUCCUCUACGGCCUCUUCUUCUGA
Acanthamoeba castellanii str. Neff is the source of this 696-nucleotide messenger RNA. Its product is annotated as Acyltransferase. The record is from RefSeq and is a predicted model, not a curated record. NCBI's taxonomy places the organism in Eukaryota, Discosea, Longamoebia, Acanthamoebidae. Bases 1 to 696 code for a protein of 231 amino acids. Gene Ontology annotation, biological process: phosphatidic acid biosynthetic process. Gene Ontology annotation, cellular component: endoplasmic reticulum. Gene Ontology annotation, molecular function: 1-acylglycerol-3-phosphate O-acyltransferase activity. The transcript is spliced from 7 exons.